Messenger RNA from Schistocerca americana (American grasshopper), 1116 nucleotides. Its product is annotated as chondroitin proteoglycan 2-like. The record is from RefSeq and is a predicted model, not a curated record. Gene Ontology annotation, cellular component: extracellular region. Gene Ontology annotation, molecular function: chitin binding. The transcript has 3 exons. Lineage: Eukaryota; Metazoa; Arthropoda; Insecta; Orthoptera; Acrididae. Bases 1 to 1116 code for a protein of 371 amino acids.
AUGACAGGACUACCACUUCUUGCUACUGUGAUCUUGGCGGUGUUGGCUGGAGGCGGUAAUGCAGCAACCAUCCGCAGGCUGACUGUUAUGAGUGCGACAUGCCAGGGAGCGUCCGGUCCAUUUCCGAAUCCGAACAGCUGCAGAAGCUUCCUACAGUGCGAGCCUUCAGGUGUCGCAACGGUCGUCCCAUGCCCGGCAAAUCUCGAGUUCAAUCCAAAGCUGAGGGUGUGUGACUUCCCAGAGAGAACUGGUUGCUCCUCAUCCUCGUCUCCACCUGCUGACGACGACAAUGGAAAUGGUGAGGAAUCAGGCGAUAAUGGUGGUCCUGAACCAGCGCCACCAUCUGGCGAAGUCCUCACUUGUCCACCUUGGAAUCCAGAGGAUGUCACCCAACUGCCCAAUCCGAAUGAUUGUAGCAGUUUUUACAAGUGUGACGAGAAUGGCGUUGCUUGGGUCAUUUCAUGCCCGGCCGGUCUCGAAUACAAUGCAGAUCUGAGAGUGUGUGAUUACCCAGAAAACGCUCGUUGCUCAUCAUCUUCACCAAGCAACCCAUCUGAUGAUACACCUUCUGAGGGGAGUCAAGAUAACGGAAGUUCUGAUGCAGGUAAUGGGGUAAGCCCGAAUCCACCAGCUGGAGACGCUCCUUCUUGUCCUGCGUGGGAUCCAAAUGAUGUCACACAGCUGCCCAAUCCGAGUGACUGCAGCAGCUUCUACAAGUGUGACGAGAAUGGUGUGGCUUGGCUCAUACCGUGCCCAGCUGGACUAGACUACAAUUCAAAGCUGAGAGUGUGUGAUUACCCCAAGAGUGCUGGUUGCUCAUCGUCAGCUGCUCCAAGUAAUCCGUCUGGCGACGAUUCCUCUAAUGGCGGUCAGGACAAUGGAAAUUCUGGCUCUGGUAAUGGUGAAAUCCCGCAGGAACCAGCCGCAGAUUCUCCCGCAUGUCCGGCUUGGAAUCCAGAUGACGUCACCCAGUUGCCUAACCCCAGCGACUGUAACAGCUUCUACAAGUGCGACGAGAACGGAAUUGCCUGGUUGAUACCGUGUCCAGCGGGCCUGCAAUACAACGUUGAGCUGAGGGUGUGCGAUUACCCUGAGAGCUCUGGGUGCUCUGUGUGA